Messenger RNA from Didymosphaeria variabile, 459 nucleotides. RefSeq lists its product as uncharacterized. The record is from RefSeq and is a predicted model, not a curated record. The transcript is spliced from 2 exons. NCBI's taxonomy places the organism in Eukaryota, Fungi, Ascomycota, Dothideomycetes, Pleosporales, Didymosphaeriaceae. The coding region runs from base 1 to 459 and encodes 152 amino acids.
AUGGGCCAGCACCAUCCCAAGCCCGCUGACUGUCCCGACAUCUUCAACUGCCACAACCCCAAGAGCAAGCGCGAGGCCCUCCAGGAUACCCUCAACAACGCCUACGUCGAGCACCCGUGCGUCAUCCAUAUCUUCCUGGCUCUAUGCCUCGGUCUCUCCGUCGUCAACGCGAUCAUGUUAUGGCGGCUGGCUCAAAAAGCCCGUACACUGCAUUGCGAACCCAAGGUGAUCAAGAAUUUCGUCCGUGAGGGCCGCCUGAGCCGGCCUCUCCCUUCCUACGCCGAUGUCGUCAAGGACGAUCACGCUAUCCAUGAUAUCGACCUCGAGAUGGGCGACUUCGUCAAUGGCGUCGACGUCACGAAUGGUCAUCCGCGUGUCCACUUUGAGAAGGGCUGUGAUCACAAGUCCAUCGCUACUGGCCAGGGUCAGCAGGACGACUGCCGUAAGGAUCACAUCUGA